UCCCCUCUCUCCUCCCCACUCUCCUUCUUUUACGCUAUUCUCUCUAUCUUCCCCUUAUUUCAUAUUUUUCAAAUCCCCCAAAUCUCUUCAUUUUUAUCCUAUUAAUGAUCUCUUAUUGUGUCUUCUUAAUCUUUUUUUUAACUAUUUUUCUAAAUCAAGACUCUUUUGUAGAAAUUCGAAGACAAUAUCAUCAUUCUUGCCAAGUUGAAAGAUGGGUAAAAAUUCAACUGGUAAGAAAUAAAAAUUUAAAGCACCUGUGGUCAAAUCUUCAUCUCUUCAUGUUGAUUAUGACUCUCAUUUCGAAGAUAUGGUGUUAAAGGGGUCGAAAUCACCACAUGCAAUAGCCGUUCAAAAGGACAAUCAAAGAAAAAACGGGUUGAUGCAUCGCAUACAAAAGACAAAGGAAAAAAAUCGAAAAUGCGUAUGGUAUACAACAAAAUAUUACUGUUAAACCCAAAAAGAGAAAGCAUAUUAGCACAGAGGAAGUUCUAUGUGAUAAACAUCCUAUGAAGAAAUGGGAUUUAUGUGUCCCAUUUGAUACAAAAUUAUCUCGUUCUCGUUGGAGCUUACAUACCAAUGUUGGGGUUGUUGAUGAGUUAAAGUCGAAAUUGAUGGAUGAGCAGAUUCAAAUGUUUAGGAAAACCUGUUUCAGCUAUUUCCUAGAUUUGCCUCCUGUUGUUGUACAAAAUCAAGUCAUACGGUUCUUAAUGUCAAGGGAGUUGGUUCAAGACAGUGAGGAAGAUUUUUACGUCAAGAUCAAUCAUAGUAUCCUGUGUUUUGGGAUUAGAGAAUUUGCAAUUAUAUUUGGUCUAAGGUGUGUUGGUGAAGUCAACGAUGAGGGAACUUAUAGUGGAUCAAAUAGGCUCAAGGAUGCCUACUUUCCCGAUCGUGAUAGACUAUCAAAGGACGACCUUAUUGAUUAUUUUAUGGCAAAGAGAUGGCAGUCAGAUAAUGAUGCUCUAAAGAUUUCAUUAGUGAACUUCAUAUACACCUUCUUAUUUUCCACAAUUAGUAAAAGAUCCUUUGUAAGUAAUCGAGAUUUUUUUUUGAUUGAGAGUGGGAAAUACGAGCAGUUUCCAUGGGGGAAUGUUGUAUUUCAAGCUUUGAUUGGUUCGGUGAGAAAUAAGUUUAGAUUCAUAAAAGAAGUUUCAUAGA
This is a messenger RNA of Nicotiana attenuata, 1155 nucleotides long. RefSeq lists its product as uncharacterized. Lineage: Eukaryota; Viridiplantae; Streptophyta; Magnoliopsida; Solanales; Solanaceae. The coding region runs from base 507 to 1154 and encodes 215 amino acids. The transcript is spliced from 2 exons. The record is from RefSeq and is a predicted model, not a curated record.